UGCCAGCUCAUUGGCCCAUUUAUUAAUCAGAUUUUUUUUGCUAUUGAGUUGUUUGACCUCCUUGUGUAUUCGAAUAUUUACCCCUUCUACCACGUUGGGUUUGCAAAUAUUUUCUCUCAUAAUCUGGGUUGCCUUUUCAUUUAGUUGAUGGUUUUCUUUGCUGUGCAGGUGCUUUAGCGUUCAAGGCAGCGCUGCUUGUGUAUUUCCAUUUUAUUGCCUGUGCCUUUGAUGUCACAGCCAAGAGACAAUUGCCCAAAUUAAUGUUAAAAAGCUUUAUCCCUAUAUGUUCUUCUAGUAGUUUAUGGUUUCAGAUUUUAUGUUUAGGUCUUCAAUCCAUUGAGUUGAUUCUUGUACGUGGUUUAGGAAAAAAGACCAUGUAUACACAUAUCUCAAAUUCUAAGGUAGUAUACAUUAGAUGCAUACAAUGUUUAAUUGACCCAUGUAUGUAAAUAGAGCUGAAAAUAAUAAACAUAUUUUUAUCUUACAAUCAAUUCUAUCUCUAUCUCACUGAACUUUUUCACCUAUAGCCUGAUGAGGUUGCUGUCCUCUCUACCAGCUCCUAUAGGAGACUGCUCAUCCCUAACCUCAAACACCCCUUCAUGAGGGUGGUAAUGCCCUUGAAUCCUGCAAUGAAUUAGUUCUCUACUCCAGUGGAAUUCAGGUCUGUUAUGAAGGGCUGCAUCUCUGAAGAGAAGAGGGCUCAUUUUUAGAAAAUAAGAGACAUUUAUUCCCUGAAAUUACUGAAUUAAAGCACUGUUUCUAUUAUUUUUUGCAAUAUUAAAAAUAAAUAUCUAAGCAGGUAAAAACGGAAAAAAUGGUAGGGUCCUUAUCAGCACCAUGAGCUCCAACCUAGCACAGACAUUAAACCUAGAGAUUCAUGCUAGAAUGAAAGCUGGGAGAGCAGAGGAGCCUCAGAAGGAUGUGGAGGCCAAUGGAUACCUGCACCAUCUCCAAUGAAACGCCCGCCUCCUCUCACUGCAGCAUCCAUCUCUUGCAGCAGGGCUAUAAAUCCAGGGUGGCUCCUCCAUCCCCACACAUUUGCUCCUGCUCUCCCUCCUCUCCUCCAGGUGACCACAGGUUUGAAGACCCUCACCCUCCUCUCUGCCAUUCUCCUGGUGGCCCUCCAGACCUGGGCAGAGCCGCUCCAGGCAAGAGCUGAUGAGAGGCCAGCCCAGGAGCAGCCUCCAGCAGGCGACCAUGAUGUACUCAUUUACUUUUCAGGAGAUGAGGGCUCCUCUCUUCAGGUUCCAGGCUCAAUGAAGGGCUUGAUCUGCCAUUGCAGAGUACUCUACUGCCUUUUUGGAGAACAUCUUGGUGGGACCUGCUUCAUGCAUGAUGAACGCUACCCAAUCUGCUGCUACUAAGCUUGCAGACUAGAGAAAAAGAGUUCGUAAUUUGCUUUGAGCAUUAAAAGGAAUUGUUAUUCCUACACCAUGUCAUCAAUUUCCUGUCCUCAUCCCAAAUAAAUACUUGGUACCAUGAUAUCCGGGUGUUUUGUUUUGUUCUGUUUUGUUUUGUUUUGUUU
Molecule: messenger RNA, 1525 nt
Organism: Cercocebus atys (sooty mangabey)
Lineage: Eukaryota; Metazoa; Chordata; Mammalia; Primates; Cercopithecidae
Product: defensin-7-like
Exons: 2
Coding region: 954-1364 (136 amino acids)
Biological process (GO): antimicrobial humoral immune response mediated by antimicrobial peptide; cellular response to lipopolysaccharide; innate immune response in mucosa
Cellular component (GO): extracellular region; extracellular matrix
Source: RefSeq, a predicted model, not a curated record